UUUUCAGUGUCUGCAAGCCGCCACCGCUGCUGCUGCUGCUGGAAGACAAACCCACGCUUUCAUUCUCUACAACCCUCCAUCUCCUCCUCUUUCCUCUACUCUUCCUCUCAUUGCAGCGCUCUGCGCUCCACCUUUUCAUUGUGCUGCUUCCUCUGUCGGGGGUGGAUGGGUGGAUUCCUGAGUGGAGGGGAGGUGUGAUAUGUGAAGACACUGACAGAUGGAUGGAUGGGGAGCAAACAGAAGCAUGAUGCUGCCACUGCCAUCGCCACUGUGGUGUGUCUGCUGAGACAGCGAUUUCUGCCUUUACACUGGUGAGACACAGAAAGAGAGAGGGACUGUAAGGUUCAUGUGUCCUCCAUCGCUUUGCCCUGCUGCCAAGGAAGUGUCUCUCUUGUGACUGCAGCUGAAUCUGGGAUUAUUUUUCUAUGAUUUCUGAAGUUCCAGUGCAUUUGAAACUCAGGUUCAUCAUUUAAGAUUACUUCAACUGUUUGAAAGUUAUUUUAUUUCUCUGGGAUUUUGUUGUCUGCUUUUGUAAACUACACUUUUGUUCUACUGGAGACAUUUAUACUGUUGGAUACUCAACUCAAGCUAUUUGUGCUGCAAAAACUUUCAUUCUCUUGAGUGCUCAAGUUUAUCCUCUUGGGCACAACCUGAAGCUGUUGAAACUCGAGCAGUGAAGCUCCAACUCUGGUUUCUUCUUACCAAGACAACCCGAUGCAACUGUGAACUCUUCCAUCCUGAAACUGGAAAAUUUCCCCUCUCCGAUGUCUCUUUGGACCGGGCUUUUCUAAAUAUUUCACGGUUUUCUCUGGAGUUUCAUCAUGGAGCUACAGAGCGCCACCAGCAGCCUCCCUGGCCCCCUUUCCCCUAGCCCUCUCUCCCCAACCAUGGACUAUGCCAGCCCUCUAUCCCCAUCGUCAGGUGGGCCCGGCCCAUCUCACGCCAGUCCUGUCCGGGGUCCAAGCCCAAGCCUUAGCCCCAUCAGGGGAACAAGCCCAGGACCCGGUUUCUCAAGCCAGGCUGCUUUCAACUACAACCAGCUGGAGGGAAGGUUUAAACAGCUUCAAGAUGAGCGUGAGGCGGUGCAGAAGAAGACUUUCACUAAGUGGGUGAACUCUCACCUGUCCAGAGUUUCCUGUCGGAUUACCGACCUCUACAUGGACCUGAGGGACGGACGCAUGCUCAUCAAACUGCUGGAGGUCCUCUCCGGAGAGAGACUGCCCAAACCCACCAAGGGCCGGAUGCGUAUCCACUGCCUGGAGAAUGUAGACAAGGCGCUGCAGUUCCUGAAGGAGCAGAGGGUCCACCUGGAGAACAUGGGCUCCCACGAUAUCGUAGAUGGUAACCACCGCCUGACCCUCGGGCUCAUCUGGACCAUCAUCCUUCGUUUCCAGAUCCAGGACAUCAGUGUGGAGACAGAAGACAACAAGGAGAAGAAGUCUGCUAAAGAUGCUUUGCUGCUCUGGUGUCAAAUGAAGACGGCAGGAUAUCCAAACGUCAACAUCCACAAUUUCAGCACCAGCUGGAGAGACGGGAUGGCCUUCAACGCUCUCAUCCACAAACACAGACCAGACCUGAUUGACUUUGAUAAGCUGAAGAAAUCAAAUGCUCACUACAACCUGCAGAAUGCCUUUAACCUGGCAGAGCAACACCUGGGUCUCACCAAGCUGCUGGACGCCGAGGACAUCAGUGUGGACCACCCUGAUGAGAAGUCCAUCAUCACUUACGUGGUCACAUACUAUCACUACUUCUCCAAGAUGAAGGCUCUGAAGGUGGAGGGGAAGAGAAUUGGAAAGGUUCUGGACAAUGCCAUCGAGACAGAGAAGAUGAUUGAGAAGUACGAGUCUUUGGCUUCAGACCUGCUGGAGUGGAUAGAGCAGACCAUCAUCAUCCUCAACAACAGGAAGUUUGCCAACUCUCUGGUGGGAGUCCAGCAGCAGCUGCAGGCAUUCAACACGUACCGCACCGUGGAGAAACCACCAAAGUUCACAGAGAAAGGAAACCUGGAGGUUCUUCUGUUCACCAUCCAGAGUAAGAUGAGAGCAAACAACCAGAAGGUGUACACACCACGAGAGGGAAAACUCAUCUCUGACAUCAACAAGGCAUGGGAGCGUCUGGAGAAGGCGGAGCAUGAGCGUGAGCUGGCUCUGAGGACGGAGCUGAUUCGUCAGGAGAAACUGGAGCAGCUCGCCCGACGUUUCGACCGUAAAGCCGCCAUGAGGGAGACAUGGCUGAGUGAGAACCAGCGCCUCGUCUCCCAGGAUAACUUUGGAUUUGACCUCCAGGCCGUAGAAGCAGCUACAAAGAAACAUGAAGCCAUAGAGACGGACAUUACAGCGUAUGAGGAGCGAGUACAGGCGGUGGUUGCCGUGGCGAAGGAGCUGGAGGCGGAGAGUUACCAUGACAUCAAACGCAUCACGGCCAGGAAGGACAAUGUAAUCCGGCUGUGGGAGUACCUGCUGGAGCUGCUGAAGGCCCGCAGGAUGAGACUGGAGAUGAACCUGGGCCUGCAGAGAGUCUUCCAGGAGAUGCUCUACAUCAUGGACUGGAUGGACGAGAUGAAGAUGCUGCUGCUCUCUCAGGAUUAUGGGAAACACCUGCUCGGUGUGGAGGACCUGCUGCAGAAACACGCUCUGGUGGAGGCUGACAUCAGCAUCCAGUCCGACAGAGUCAAGACUGUCAACCGCAAUGCUCAGAAGUUUGCAGAUGACAUGGAGGGGUACAAGCCGUGUGAUCCUCAGAUCAUCAGGGAUCGGGUCGCACACAUGGACUUCUGCUACCAGGAGCUGAGUCAGCUGGCGGCUGAGAGGCGAGCUCGCCUCGAGGAGUCCCGUCGUCUCUGGAAGUUCUUCUGGGAAAUGGCAGAAGAGGAGGGCUGGAUCCGGGAGAAGGAGCAGAUCCUGUCCUCUGAGGAUUGUGGGAAGGAUCUGACUGGAGCACUGCGCCUGCUGAGUCAGCACAAAGCCUUCGAAGAUGAGAUGAGCGGGCGAGCCGCCCACCUGCAGCAGACCAUCAAACAGGGCGAGGAGCUGGUGGCCAACAACCACUUUGGAGCUGACAAGAUCAAAGAACGUAUUCAGGACAUCCAGGAGCAGUGGGCAGCUCUGGAGCGUCUCUCUGCUGUUCGUAAAGCUCGUCUGCAGGAGGCGUGCAACCAGCACCAGUUCCAGGCUGAUGCUGAUGACAUCGACACAUGGAUGCUGGAUGUGCUGCGGAUUGUCUCUAGCGUGGACGUUGGUCAUGACGAAUUCUCCACUCAGACUCUUGUGAAGAAACACAAAGAUGUGGCCGAGGAGAUCGGCAGCUACCGACCAGUCAUCGACGCUCUGCAUGAACAGUCCCGCACACUGCCGCCAGAGAAGGCUAACUCUGAGGAGGUGCAGAACAGGCUGGCCGGCAUCGAGGAGCGUUACAAGGAGGUGGUGGAGCUGACGCGGCUCAGGAAGCAGGCGCUGCAGGACGCUCUGGCUCUCUACAAAAUGAUGAGUGAAGCCAACGCCUGCGAGGUGUGGAUCGAUGAGAAGGAGCAGUGGCUCAACAGCAUGGAGAUCCCUGAGAAACUGGAGGACCUGGAGGUCGUCCAACACAGGUUCGAGAGUUUGGAGCCGGAGAUGAACAGCCAGGCGUCCAGAGUUGCCGUGGUCAACCAGAUUGCCAGGCAACUGAUCCACAGUGGACAUCCCAGCGAGAAGGAGAUCAAAGCCCAGCAGGACAAACUCAACACCAGGUGGAGUCAAUUCAGAGACCUGGUGGAUAGGAAGAAAGACAGUCUGAGCUCGGCACUGGGCGUCCAGAACUACCACCUGGAGUGCAACGAGACCAAGUCCUGGAUCAAAGAGAAAACCAAGGUGAUCGAGUCCACCCAGGAGCUGGGGAACGACCUGGCAGGUGUGAUGGCUUUGCAGAGGAAGUUGACAGGGAUGGAGCGCGACCUGGCCGCCAUCGAGGACAAGCUGGGAGACCUGGGAAAAGAGGCAGACCGCUUAGCUACAGAACACCCGGAACAGUGUGAGGGCAUCAAGGGACGACUGGCGGAGAUCACCGGAGUCUGGGACGAGAUGAAGGACUCCAUGAAGAACCGAGAGGAAUCCUUGGGUGAGGCCAGCAAACUACAGCAGUUCCUGCGUGACCUGGACGACUUCCAGUCCUGGCUGUCUCGGACUCAGACGGCCAUCGCCUCAGAGGACAUGCCCAACACGCUUGCAGAGGCAGAGAAGCUGCUGGCCCAGCACGAGGGCAUCAAGAAUGAGAUCCGCAACUACGAGGAGGAUUACCAGAAGAUGAGAGACAUGGGCGAGAUGGUGACGCAGGGUCAGACAGACGCUCAAUACAUGUUCCUGCGACAGCGGCUGCAGGCGCUAGACACUGGCUGGAACGAGCUGCACAAGAUGUGGGAGAACCGUCAGAACCUGCUGUCCCAGUCCCACGCCUACCAGCUGUUCCUCAGGGACACCAAGCAGUCCGAGGCCUUCCUCAACAACCAGGAGUACAUCCUCGCUCACACUGAGAUGCCCACCACCCUGGAGGCAGCUGAGGCAGCUAUCAAGAAACAGGAGGACUUCAUGACCACCAUGGACGCCAAUGAGGAGAAGAUCAGCGGUGUGGUCGACGCAGGCCGCCGCCUGGUAACUGACGGCAACAUCAACGCUGAGCGCAUUCAGGAGAAGGUGGACUCAAUCGACCAGAGGCACAAGAAGAACCGAGCGGCUGCCAAAGACCUGCUGGCGAGGCUGAAAGACAACAGAGAUCUGCAGAAGUUCCUGCAGGACUGCCAGGAGCUGUCCCUGUGGAUCAACGAGAAGAUGCUGACGGCUCAGGACAUGACGUACGACGAGGCCAGGAACCUGCACAGCAAGUGGCUCAAACACCAGGCUUUCAUGGCCGAGCUGCAGUCCAACAAGGAGUGGCUGGAUAAGAUCGACAAGGACGGGAAAGCGCUGAUGGCAGAGAAGCCAGAGACCGAGGCCAUGGUUAAGGAGAAACUGGCGUCCCUGAAAACGAUGUGGGAGGACCUCGAGUCGACCACCCAGACCAAAGCCAAGUGUCUGUUUGACGCCAACAAGGCCGAGCUGUUCACCCAGAGCUGUGCUGACCUCGACAAGUGGCUGGCCGGCCUGGAGGGCCAGCUGCAUUCCGACGACUAUGGCAAAGAUCUCACCUCAGUCAACAUCCUGCUGAAGAAACAACAGAUCCUGGAGAGCCAGGUGGAGGUGCGUCAGAAGGAGGUGGGAGAGCUGCAGAGCCAGUCGCAGGCCCUCAGUCAGGAGGGGAAAGGCUCUGAGGAGGUGGAUGGACAGAGGAUCAGUGUGGAGAAGAAGUUUGGUUCUCUCCAGGACCCGCUGAAAAAGAGACGAGACCACCUCAUGGCCUCCCGUGAGAUCCACCAGUUCAACAGGGACGUGGAAGAUGAAAUCCUCUGGGUGGAGGAGAGGAUGGCUCUGGCCACAUCAACAGACCAUGGAAACAACCUGCAGACUGUACAGCUGCUCAUCAAGAAAAACCAGACCUUACAGAAGGAGAUCCAGGGCCAUCAGCCACGCUAUGACGACAUCUUUGAGCGCAGCCAGCAUGUCCUGAGGGAAGACAGCCCAACAGCCGAGCUGAUCCGCCAGCGUCUCAACGAGCUCCAGUCACUAUGGGAUCAGAUCAAGAAGGAGACAGAGAAGCGACAUGUCCGCCUCAACGAGGCCCACAAGGCUCAGCAGUACUACUUUGACGCCGCUGAGGCCGAGGCCUGGAUGAGUGAACAGGAGCUCUACAUGAUGUCAGAGGAGAAGGCCAAGGAUGAGCAGAGUUCAGUGGCCAUGCUGAAGAAGCACCAGAUCUUGGAACAGGCGGUGGAGGACUAUGCAGAAACCGUCCAUCAACUGUCCAGCACCAGCCGGGGCCUGGUAGCUGCUGGACACCCAGACAGUGAGCGUAUCGGGAUGCGUCAGUCUCAGGUGGAUAAGCUGUACGCCGGUCUCAAGGACUUGUCAGAGGAGCGUCGGGGGAAGCUGGACGAGCGUCUGCGUCUCUUCCAGCUGAAUCGGGAGGUGGACGACCUGGAGCAGUGGAUUGCAGAGAGGGAGGUGGUGGCUGGAUCCCACGAGCUGGGACAGGACUACGAGCAUGUAACUAUGCUGCAAGAACGUUUCAGAGAAUUUGCCCGAGACACUGGAAACAUCGGCCAGGAGCGCGUGGACACCGUCAAUCGUCAGGCAGACGAGCUGAUUAACACCGGUCACGGCGACGCUGCCACCAUCGCAGAGUGGAAGGACGGCCUGAACGAGGCCUGGGCCGACCUGCUGGAGCUCAUCGACACCCGAACACAGAUCCUAGCCGCCUCAUUCGAACUGCACAAGUUCUACCACGAUGCCAAGGAGAUCCUCAACCGCAUCCUGGAUAAACACAAGAAGCUUCCCGAGGAGCUCGGCAGGGACCAGAACACGGUGGAGACCCUGCAGAGGAUGCACACCACCUUUGAACAUGACAUUCAGGCACUGGGAACACAGGUGCGGCAGCUACAGGAGGACGCCGUCCGUCUGCAGUCUGCUUACGCUGGAGAUAAAGCUGAUGACAUUCAGAAGAGAGAGGGAGAGGUCCUUGAGGCCUGGAAGAACCUGCUGGAGGCAGCGGAGGGUCGCAGGGUGAAGCUGGUUGACACUGGAGAUAAGUUCCGCUUCUUCAGCAUGGUGCGGGACCUGAUGCUGUGGAUGGAGGAUGUCAUCCGCCUGAUUGAGGCACAGGAGAACCCCAGGGAUGUGUCAUCAGUAGAGCUGUUGAUGAACAACCACCAGGGCAUCAAGGCAGAGAUUGACGCCCGUAACGACAGCUUCACCGCCUGCAUCGAGCUGGGCAAAGCCCUGCUGGCCAGGAAGCAUUACGCUUCAGAAGAGAUUAAAGAAAAGUUGUUACAGUUGACAGACAAGAGGAAAGAUAUGAUUGACAAGUGGGAGGACAGAUGGGAGUGGCUUAGACUGGUCCUGGAAGUGCACCAGUUCUCCCGGGAUGCAGGUGUGGCUGAGGCGUGGCUGCUUGGUCAGGAUCCCUACCUGUCCAGCAGGGAGAUUGGUCAGAGCGUGGACGAGGUGGAGAAACUUAUCAAACGACACGAGGCCUUUGAGAAGUCAGCUGCCACCUGGGAGGAACGCUUCGCUGCUCUGGAGAGGUUGACCACGAUGGAGUUAUUGGAAGUGAGAAGAGCGCAAGAGGAAGAAGAGAAGAGGAGACAACCCCCGCCCACUGAGGGUCAGCCCGGGGAAGCUGCAGCACAGCACAGGGAGGGUGAGCCGGUGUCUCAGAACGGGCUGCCGUCUGAUCAGGAGUCUCCCAGGGAUAAUGUUGAAGGGGGCGAGGUUGUAAAUGGGGUGUCAGAGCCCAGCCCUGCAGGGUCUCCUGGGGCAUCUCGCAAAGGCAAGACCAGCCAGGCAGCUACCCUGCCUGCGAAAACCCAGCAGGACGCUCCCACGUCUCAGCUGGAGGGCUUCCUACACCGCAAACACGAGUGGGAGGGCCAUAACAAGAAGGCUUCAAGCAGGUCGUGGCACAAUGUGUACUGUGUGAUCAAUCAGCAGGAGAUGGGUUUCUAUAAGGACCAGAAGAGCGCUAGUCAGGGAAUCCCCUACCACAGCGAGAUUCCCAUCAGCUUGAAGGACGCAGUCUGUGAGGUGGCACUGGAGUACAAGAAGAAGAAACACGUCUUUAAGCUCAAGAUUACUGAUGGGAAUGAGUAUCUCUUCCAAGCCAAAGAUGACGAGGAGAUGAACAUGUGGAUCUCAGCCAUCUCGGCCGCCGUCUCGGGCGACAAGACCGAGAUCACGCCCAGCAGCCAUAGCACGCCAGCUCCCGGCGCACGUGCCCAGACGCUGCCUGCAUCUGUCGCCACAGUGGCGGCGUCGGCGGCCGAGUCCAGCCCGGGCAAGCGAGAGAAAGACAAGGAGAAACGCUUCAGUCUGUUCAGCAAGAAGAAAUAGACGCUCCUCCUUCCCUCCUCCUCUUCCUCCUUUUCCCUCUGGUGCUGUUUGGGGCCGCUCCUCAAUAUCAAUCCAUCUUUGGUCAAAUAUUUGUUGAAGAUGUCUGUGUCAAUCAACUUAGAGUCAGCACCUAGCAACUGAUACUGUAAAAACUUUAACUAUUACCUUCUAAAUGGAUUUAAAUCAAAGCUCUUCAUGUUAUAAAUGGUCAUAUAAUGUAAUAAAAUCAAAUGAUAACAAUGCAAUUAGAAGAGGAAAACAGACUUUAUCAGCAGAUUAUAUUGGCAGUUGCUAUGUGAAAUAAAUUCCCAAACAGCUCCACUUUCUCUCCUCUCUCUACUUUCUUCCUCUUCCUCCUCUUCUUCCUCUCAAAGCGUGACUCCAGCAUGCAAGCUCCGAGCCAAAACUCUCCACUCUGUGCCUAUCAACUGUCCGGUCUGGCUCAGAGCUACAGUUCAGCUAUAACACACCACCUGUAUCCUCUGUUCAGUUUUUGUAAGAUAAGGAGCAGGAAAAAAAAAAAGGAAUUUAAAAAACGUUCGAUUGAAGGAAAAAUCAUUAAAACGGGGUCUGCAAACGCUUCUGGCAGCUGCUGUCAUCAGAAUUAAAUCCAGAGUUUGCCGCUGAACAACAACACGAUGUAGAGGAGAAUUCCCAGAUUAUUCCUUAUUAUUAUUCUUAUUGCUAUUAUUUGUGUUUUCUAUAUCCUACUAUUUUGUUUCCUUUCUCUGCUUUCUCAUCAUCCCAGCUUUUCGUCGACUACUGCCUUUUGUGGGUUGUGUUUACGCUCCCGAGCUGUCUCAGUUGUUUUGUUUUGUUUUUGUUUGUUUUGGGGAAGUUGUAGGUAGUUCCUGUUAGAGUCCAUCCUCAGUUUUUUUGCGAGGACUUGUCUUUGCAAGAUGACGUGUAUCCCUCUGUAGUGGGGAAAACUGAGACCACGGCGGGGUAAACCUCUGACAUUACACCUCUUGUAAUUUUAGCUGAUAUGUCUAAAGCAAGUGUAAACAUGAAGAAUCAAAUGAAAGUGCAAAACCGUUUCAGACAUGUGAACUAAAAAGAGUUGAACAAUGCAAAACAAUCCUCAAAACUAAACAGCUUUUUGUGCACUGACUUAUUCUGCUCUCUUAUUGGUUGGAAUUUUGCAAUAAACCUGUAAGAAGCAGAUUAUCCUCAAUAUGUCCUGUUCAUUUCCGGUGCUGUCUAAUUCCUGCAGCAUUACAGACAGUGGCUGUAAUUUGGAGCAUUACCCUGCUGUGCUUUGAACUGUAUGUAUAACUUGUGUAUAACAAACUGUUUAAAAUAAACCUGUGUUUAAUUUCACCUAUUAUUAUUACUAAUAAGUCCUACCAACCGUUAUAAGCUUCACUUAAGUAUACCUUUCUUUACCUGAAAACCUAACAAUAUGUACACUUAACAAAUCUGAAUGAAGGCGCUAUCGAGUCGGCUCAGCCCAGCUCGAUGGAGGAAUAAAUAACUAAGACCAGUAAGAAUGUUUGGUAACUCAAACUUAAGAGCAUCCAGUAAGUUUUAUUUUCUACUCUUUACAUUUAGUUAUUUGGAAUUUUUUUUUUUUUUCCUCCAGUAUGUAUUUUCUGUUCCACAGUUAAGCUGUGUCUGAGGUUGAUUUAGUCUGACAAGUAUGGAGACGUAGAUGUAUACUAUAAAAACAAAAUUACUUUAAGCAUUGCUGUUAAGUGGAGAAGUUGGUUCUUAAAAAGCAUUUACUGAAAGUGAGUAAUGUUGCAGCAAAAUGGUCGCUUGCUUGUUGGCUUCAGCAUUCCAUAUUUUAAGAUUUCAGACGUUUGCUACAAAAGAUCUUGCAGUGAAAUGUGAUGAGUUACUUACCCUGUACGGACGUUCCUUAAUGACAAAAUACAUUCAAGAACUUUGCGCUGUAUUAUUUAAAGAGUGUGCAGAAACGGAUUUGAAAGCAUGGUACAGGUUUUAAAGGCAGCAGUUUAACUUUUUUAAGGUUAUAGACCUUAAUAUAAGAGCAUAUACCUGUACCUCGAAGUUGGCAUGUUGUCCUUAUGUUAUUUUUUUUUUUUUUUAUCUCAUUGACAAAACUAGAAAACAUACACAUACUUUUUACCAAAAACAUUUGACAUAAGCUUAUUUGGGGACUGAAAAAAGGCAGACUCCUUACCAGUCAAACCCAAAGUGAACGUGCACGUUUAUGUUCCAACCUUUGUAUGAACUCUGAGGUUUUUUUAAAGACUCAAUGCUCUGGUUGUUUGACUGAUAGAUGGAUUGUAUUAUCUCUCAUUGAGCAAAAUGUAUGGCAAUAACAGCUUAGUGAAGAUAUACCUUGAAGCAUGCUUCUGCUUUUUAUGAGCCUGCCAUCCAUCAAAACAUCUAAAAAAUAACCCACAAAUCCAGACACUGCUCUAAAAGCUUGAAUUUGUUUCUUGCUCACUCAUGAUUUUGUCAUUAAUUAACUUCCAGGAAAAGUGGAAUGAAAACAGCAAGAAUUAACCCCAAUAUGUGAACAUUGGGUGUGUUUGUUUUCCACAGCUGGAGGCGGGGUUUGGUUGGGUGGGGCUCGGGUGAACAUUGGUGAAAAACCUCAAGUAACUGAACAUCUCCACACUGGGUCAAAGGUCCUGAAAUAUUUCCUCUUUAGUUUUUUCUUUUUGCUACAUUCUCUGGCGAUUUGAUAAAUAUAGUGUGCAUUCCUCUGUCACUGUAACCAUAGUAACAAGAUAUUUCUUCAUAUUGCACAAUCAACAAUGCCACGAUGGGGGUGGGUGGGGGUGGGCGGGGCCGGGGGGGGGGGGGGGGGGGGGGGGGGGGAUCAGUGAGGUAGUCAAUGUGAUGUGGACCAGGGGUCACUGCUAGUUGGAUCUGCACCCGUAGACUUCUCCCCAUCUCUGUUACAUAUGUGCAAAAAGCCAUUAAAUGCUUUUAAAAUGA
Molecule: messenger RNA, 10868 nt
Organism: Notolabrus celidotus (New Zealand spotty)
Lineage: Eukaryota; Metazoa; Chordata; Actinopteri; Labriformes; Labridae
Gene: sptbn1
Product: spectrin, beta, non-erythrocytic 1
Exons: 43
Coding region: 822-7955 (2377 amino acids)
Biological process (GO): protein localization to plasma membrane; actin cytoskeleton organization
Cellular component (GO): spectrin; cortical actin cytoskeleton; cell projection
Molecular function (GO): actin filament binding; structural constituent of cytoskeleton; phospholipid binding
Source: RefSeq, a predicted model, not a curated record